AUAACGUAUUAUGAUGUAGGGGAGGGAGGAAGCAGGGCCAGGGUAGGGGGCACAUCCUCUCCCUGAAUGAAAUUCAUUUAGGGGCACUGUCUGCUCGCAUGUUCUGCUCUGGGAGAAAAUGGGUAGCAGAAGCUACAAUUUGUACUAAGCUAAUGAAAAGAGAGAAAAGAAGAAUGGGGAAGAGAAGGGCAAAGAAGGCAAAAAGAGAAGAGAAGAAAAAGGGAGGAGAGAGAAGGAGAAACGAGAAAAGAGGAAACCAAAUGAAGAGGAUGUGUGAGAGAAAAAAAUAUGAAACAGGUGUGAUGUUGAAGGGAUUCAGCUACCCACCACUGGAGGGCAGAAGUGGAAAAGAUCAGCUUUCAGACACCCAUUAUUGAAUCUCUCUGUUCCCAGAGAGCUCUUUCUGGAUUCUCAGUUCUAUUCCACUGAUAAAUUUAUUCCUGCAUUAGUAUUGCCUCUUAAAUACUAUAAUUUGGAAUCAAGUUUAAAUAUCAGGUUUUGAGUUUGCCAUCAUGUCAUUAACUACAAAUAAUUGAUCUCCUUAUAAUUUUAUGCCUCUUUUUGUUAGCCUUGGCUUAUCUCAAUAACCGUUAUUUCUACACAUUGCUGAGUUACAGGGAUAAGAGUUGGUGUCCUUGUUCUUUUUUCUUUCCUGGGAAUUGUUCUAGUACUGAGAUUUCCUCUUUGGCUUGAAGUUUCUGGUCUUCACUCUAGCACUAAUUGAAAAAAAAAAUUUGUUUUCCGAGAACUGUUACUUUCCUCCAUAUUUUCAAAUUUAUUAACAGAGAAUUGUACAGAGUGAUUUAUUUUACAACAGUAAAAUUCUAUUUGUGAGUACUUUGUUUUGAAAAGUUCAGAUCAACUGAUAAUACUAGUGCUGUGAUGAGACUCAGCUUGUACUGAAGAAUAGAUUUAUGACUAGACCUAGAGGAUCAAGACAUAAUGGGAGCAUUUUUAGACAAGCCAAAGAUGGAAAAGCAUAAUGCCCAGGGGCAGGGUAAUGGGUUGCGAUAUGGGCUAAGCAGCAUGCAAGGCUGGCGUGUUGAAAUGGAGGAUGCACAUACGGCUGUGAUCGGUUUGCCAAGUGGACUUGAAUCAUGGUCAUUCUUUGCUGUGUAUGAUGGGCAUGCUGGUUCUCAGGUUGCCAAAUACUGCUGUGAGCAUUUGUUAGAUCACAUCACCAAUAACCAGGAUUUUAAAGGGUCUGCAGGAGCACCUUCUGUGGAAAAUGUAAAGAAUGGAAUCAGAACAGGUUUUCUGGAGAUUGAUGAACACAUGAGAGUUAUGUCAGAGAAGAAACAUGGUGCAGAUAGAAGUGGGUCAACAGCUGUAGGUGUCUUAAUUUCUCCCCAACAUACUUAUUUCAUUAACUGUGGAGACUCAAGAGGUUUACUUUGUAGGAACAGGAAAGUUCAUUUCUUCACACAAGAUCACAAACCAAGUAAUCCGCUGGAGAAAGAACGAAUUCAGAAUGCAGGUGGCUCUGUAAUGAUUCAGCGUGUGAAUGGCUCUCUGGCUGUAUCGAGGGCCCUUGGGGAUUUUGAUUACAAAUGUGUCCAUGGAAAAGGUCCUACUGAGCAGCUUGUCUCACCAGAGCCUGAAGUCCAUGAUAUUGAAAGAUCUGAAGAAGAUGAUCAGUUCAUUAUCCUUGCAUGUGAUGGUAUCUGGGAUGUUAUGGGAAAUGAAGAGCUCUGUGAUUUUGUAAGAUCCAGACUUGAAGUCACUGAUGACCUUGAGAAAGUUUGCAAUGAAGUAGUCGACACCUGUUUGUAUAAGGGAAGUCGAGACAACAUGAGUGUGAUUUUGAUCUGUUUUCCAAAUGCACCCAAAGUAUCGCCAGAAGCAGUGAAGAAGGAGGCAGAGUUGGACAAGUACCUGGAAUGCAGAGUAGAAGAAAUCAUAAAGAAGCAGGGGGAAGGCGUCCCCGACUUAGUCCAUGUGAUGCGCACAUUAGCGAGUGAGAACAUCCCCAGCCUCCCACCAGGGGGUGAAUUGGCAAGCAAGAGGAAUGUUAUUGAAGCCGUUUACAAUAGACUGAAUCCUUACAAAAAUGACGACACUGACUCUACAUCAACAGAUGAUAUGUGGUAAAACUGCUCAUCUAGCCAUGGAGUUUACCUUCACCUCCAAAGGAGAGUACAGCUCAACUUUGUUGAAACUUUUAACAUCCAUCCUCAACUUUAAGGAAGGGGAUAUGACAUGGGUGAGAAUGAUUACAUCAGAGAACUUCAGCAGUACAACAGCUAGCCCAGAACUGAUUUUUUUUUUUGUUUUUUGUAAAUUUGAGACUUAUGUAAGCGUGAUUUCAAACCAUAAUUCGUGUUGUAAAUCAGACUCCAGCAAUUUUUGUUGUAUGAUUUUGUUUUUUUGUAAAGUGUAAUUGUCCUUGUACAAAAUGCUCAUAUUUAAUUAUGAACUGCUUUAAAUCACUAUCAAAGUUACAAGAAAUGUUUGGCUUAUUGUGUGAUGCAACAGAUAUAUAGCCCUUUCAAGUCAUGUUGUGUUUGGACUUGGGGUUGGAACAGGGAGAGCAGCAGCCACGUCAGCUACACGCUCAAAUGUGCAGAUGAUUAUGGAAAAUAACCUCAAAAUCUUACAAAGCUGAACAUCCAAGGAGUUAUUGAAAACUAUCUUAAAUGUUCUUGGUAGGGGAGUUGGCAUUGUUGAUAAAGCCAGUCCCUUCAUUUAACUGUCUUUCAGGAUGUUCCUUCGUUGUUUCCAUGAGUAUUGCAGGUAAUAAUACAGUGUAUUCAUAAGAAUCUCAAUCUUGGGGCUAAAUGCCUUGUUUCUUUGCACCUCUUUUCAAGUCCUUACAUUUAAUUACUAAUUGAUAAGCAGCAGCUUCCUACAUAUAGUAGGAAACUGCCACAUUUUUGCUAUCAUGAUUGGCUGGGCCUGCUGCUGUUCCUAGUAAGAUAUUCUGAAUUCCAUUUUAUCAAUAAAGCUUGAUUUAACAAACAAGAAA
Pan troglodytes (chimpanzee) is the source of this 2965-nucleotide messenger RNA. RefSeq names its product protein phosphatase, Mg2+/Mn2+ dependent 1A (gene PPM1A). Gene Ontology annotation, biological process: protein dephosphorylation. The transcript is spliced from 10 exons. The record is from RefSeq and is a predicted model, not a curated record. The coding region runs from base 943 to 2091 and encodes 382 amino acids. Lineage: Eukaryota; Metazoa; Chordata; Mammalia; Primates; Hominidae. Gene Ontology annotation, molecular function: protein serine/threonine phosphatase activity; manganese ion binding; magnesium ion binding.